CUGCUGGUGCUGUGCCUUCUUGCCGCUGCCGUCCCAUGUCUUGAGUGCGGCCGAGCGAAGACGAUUGACUACGAGGCUCUGGAGAAGGCGUGGGAGGCUGGCGAUGCUGAAGAGGAGCUGCUAUCGGAGGGCGACGAGCACUACAGACAGCUGCAGAACAAAAACGAGCAGGAAGCGAAGGCACUUGGGCCCCAAAUGAUAUUCGUGACGAUGAAGGACGGCACUCGAGAGCCCCUCCCGGACGUUGCAUCACGAUGGAAAGAGAUGCUGUGGAAUGGAGGGGUCGAAGUGAGCAUCUACGAAGUCGCGGACUCCAAGUUGCUCGUCGGGCUGCAGAAGGGGAUUUUUGUCGAGGAUGUCAUGCGCUUCCUCAAUGAUCAGCACGAC
Phytophthora sojae is the source of this 387-nucleotide messenger RNA. RefSeq lists its product as hypothetical. The annotation marks the transcript as partial. Lineage: Eukaryota; Oomycota; Peronosporomycetes; Peronosporales; Peronosporaceae. The record is from RefSeq and is a predicted model, not a curated record. The transcript is spliced from 3 exons.